CCCGGGAUUGCUGAGGUCCCUGGCGUGGCAUUCGUAGUCUCUGGGAUUGCUGAGGUCCCCAGCAUGGCAUUCGUAGUCCCCGGGAUUGCUGAGGUCCCCGACGUGGCAUUCGUAGUCCCCGGGUUUGCUGAGGUCCCCGACGUGGCAUUCGUAGUCCCCGGGAUUGCUGAGGUCCCUGGCGUGGCAUUCAUAGUCUCUGGGAUUGCUGAGGUCCCCAACAUGGCAUUCGUAGUCACCGAGGUACCUGAGGUCCCCGGCAUGGCAUUCGUAGUCCCCGGGAUUGCUGAGGUCCCCAACAUGGCAUUCGUAGUCCCCGGGAUUGCUGAGGUCCCCGGCGUGGCAUUCGUAGUCCCCGGGUUUGCUGAGGUCCCCGACGUGGCAUUCGUAGUCCCCGGGAUUGCUGAGGUCCCCGACGUGGCAUUCGUAGUCCCCGGGAUUGCUGAGGUCCCUGGCGUGGCAUUCAUAGUCCCCGGGAUUGCUGAGGUCCCCGACAUGGCAUUCGUAGUCCCCGGGAUUGCUGAGGUCCCCAACUUGGCAUUCGUAGUCCCCGGGAUUGCUGAGGUCCCCGACAUGGCAUUCGUAGUCCCCGGGAUUGCUGAGGUCCCCGGCGUGGCAUUCGUAGUCUCUGGGAUUGCUGAGGUCCCCAACAUGGCAUUCGUAGUCCCCGGGAUUGCUGAGGUCCCCAACAUGGCAUUUGUAGUCCCCAGGAUUGCUGAGGUCCCCAACAUGGCAUUCAUAGUCACUGAGAUACCUGAGGUCCCCAGUACAGCAUUCGUAGUCCCCGGCGUGGCAUUCGUAGUCCCCGGGUUUGCUGAGGUCCCCGACGUGGCAUUCAUAGUCACCGAGAUACCUGAGGUCCCCAGUAUGGCAUUCGUAGUCCCCGGCAUGGCAUUUGUAGUCCCCGGGAUUGCUUAGGUCCCCGACGUGGCAUUUGUAGUCCCUGGGUUUGCUGAGGUCCCCAAUGUGGCAUUCAGAGUCCCCGGGAUUGCUGAGGUCCCCAACGUGGUAUUCGUAGUCCCCGGGAUUGCUGAGGUCCCUGACGUGGCAUUCGUAGUCACCUGGAUACCUAAGGUCCCCGGCGUGGCAUUCGUAGUCACCGGGAUACCUAAGGUCCCCAACAUGGCAUUCGUAUUCCCCGGGAUCGCUGAGGUCCUCAGAGUGGCAUUUGCAGCGUCCGGGAAUGUGAGCUCGUACUACGUGAACUGCCCGCUUUGUGUUUCGGUACGUUGCGGUCAUAAAGCCCAACACCACUCAGAAGUGAAUUCUUGUAUUUUGUGACCGUGUGACCUUGUGUGAACGCUCUUGGGGCUGGAGGUAUCGGCAGGUCAGCCCUGCCUGAGGAGGGCCACUUGGGUGAACGGGACGUAUUUCUGUAGGGCAACCAACGAGGCACAGACAAGUGGGGAUUAAGUUCCUCGGGUGCUCGAAGCAGGGAGAGCUUGGUUGUCUCCACUGGGAGAAAUUGCAGGAACCGAGGGGACUCGGGGAAAUCACUGGAUUUAGUGGGAAGGGGCGAAGGGCGGGCGCUGCAGGAAGGAAGUUCAGACGGGCGACCCGAUGAGCGUCCUGCCCGGCGGCCUGACAGCGGAGGGCCUGCGGAUGAGAGCCGGGACCCCGUGGCUGUGCGCCUGAGGGGUUGGCCGGGACGCAGCGCUCUGGGCUGGGACGCGCGCUUGCUUCCACCGCUGGCUGCACGGGCGUCUGAAACGUGUGCGUGCCGUGGGGGCGGGGUGUGCCCAGGACCCUAGGGGCGGGAUGCUGGGAGCGGCUGGCAGGUGUGUGGACCUGCAGGGAGUCUGGGCGCAGGAGGGGUCACGGAGGGUCUGGCAGGUCCGCACGCCGGAGUCACAGAGGUCGGCGGGAACCGCUCGCGGAGGCCCGGUGGAGAUAGUUUCCUCCUCUGGUUCGCGGUUUCCGUGACCGGCGCAGGGAGUGGUUUUGAGGGAGAGCGGAAUGCUUUUCUCCCCAAGAAUUUUCAGAAAGUAGUGACGAUCUCGUGUGGGAUUUGAAGUUGGCUUUAAACGCGUCUUCGCGUAUUUGGAAUUUUAUGGACCGUAUCCGUUGAAUUUCGAGAACGAGUUACCCGAGAGGGCCCAUCUUUUUACUGGGUCCCGAUGGUAAGGCCCCUUCCCAUAGUCCCCAUCAGCGCAUCGCGUCAGGCCGCGGUUACAGAGAGAGACCCGAUGUCCGGCCGCGGGCGGGCAGGGCACGGAGGGCUGGUGCUCGGGGCUCCGAGGCACAGAUUCUCACCGCGGAGAAACCCUUCCCACGGGCACAGACACACGACGGCUGACCGCGAGCCCUUUGCAGCCCAGCGGCUUGGGUUCCGCAGCUGGGAGGGAGGGGCGGGAGGAGCGCGGACCGUGGAAACGACACACGGCAGCCCCGACGCGCACGGAGUGCUGGGUGGCCGUGUGCGUGACCCGCCCAGGGACGCUCGCUAGACACAGAUGGCGCCGUGUGUUCGGCCGACGUGGCACGUGAGAGGGGCACUGGGCACGUCUUGCCGGCUCUACGUGGGCAAAGCGGGGUCCUGAGCAGGAAGGGCUCCCUGCGUCCGUCACCCGCGAUCCCAGCCAGCACGUCUGUGCCGCUCAGAACACUGACUGCGUCUGAGGAAGCUCUUUUGAAGGGAAGCCAGAGCGUAACGUGAACGGGCUGUUUGUUUACCUACGUCCUCUCCCAGCGACAAAGCCCAGGAGACGCAGGUCGAGGUGCCGCCCGUCCUGUGGGGCUGGUGGGCGCGGCUGCCACGUGCAAAGGACACGGCACAGUGACGACAGCAGCUGAGGGCCCAGCUUGCCCAGUGACUGGCUGAGAGCUCCUCCGGCCCCUCCGGGGGGCGUGCGUCCCAGUAACCUCCUGCUGCCCUAUUUUAUUUAAAGUAUUUUUUUUUUUUUAUCUCGGAAAGAGGAGAGCGUCAGUGGGCAGAGGGGCCGAGGGACAGAGAGCUGAGCUCUGAGGCCGACACAGGCCUCGAUCCCAUGACCCUGAGACCGUGACCUGAGCCGGAAGCAAGAGUCGGUUGCUGCACCCGCUGCUGAGCCCCCCCGGAGCCCCCCAGUAACCUUGUGCCACUUUAAUUCACGAUUCGUAGAGGAAACGAUGUGUCCUGAGAUGAGCACCUGAAUUGCACGGAGGACACGGCCUAGUUCUCCGUCUCAUCCCGGAGCGUUUUCAGCGCACACGGCUGAGAAAGGAGCCACUCCUCACCCCUGGAGGACUUCAGUCGCAGCCGUGCCAAUGUGCUCGCUGAUGGCACGCUUCUGCCUGCCGCAGACGCCGCUGAGUAAAUUGAUGGCUGUAAAACCUACAGCCACAUGUCAGAUGUUUGAUGCUUUAAAAACGUUCUUAAAACAUCAAGAGUGCUUCCUGCGAAACACAGUUUGUGCCACACUCUUCCUUCCUUCCCCAAAAGUCUUUUCCCCCAGAAAUGGUAAUUAACUUCAGAAAAACGUUCAUGCAUAAAAUGCCCUAAGAAGAGUCCUAAUUUGUUUCUUAAAAAGCUAUAGGGAGCGGAUAAGAGUCCUGUGAGGUUUGGGGCGCCCGGGUGGCUCAGCGGGUUAAACAUCAGACUCUUGGUUUCAGCUCAGGUCAUGAUCCCGCGGUUCACGAGUUGGAGCCCCACGUGGGACUUGACGUGGACAGGGCGGAGCCUGCCUGGGAUUCUCUCUCCUCCUCUCUCUGCUCCUCUGCCACUCGCUGUCUGUGUCUCUCUCACAAUAAAUAAACUUUAGGGCGCCUGGGUGGCUCAGUCGGUUAAGCGUCCGACUUCAGCUCAGGUCACGAUCUCGCGGUCCGCGAGUUCGAGCCCCGCGUCAGGCUCUGUGCGGACAGCUCAGAGCCUGGAGCCUGUUUCAGACUCUGUGUCUCCCUCUCCCUGACCCUCCCCCGUUCAUGCUUUGUCUCUCUGUC
Molecule: messenger RNA, 3915 nt
Organism: Panthera uncia (snow leopard)
Lineage: Eukaryota; Metazoa; Chordata; Mammalia; Carnivora; Felidae
Product: elastin-like
Exons: 2
Coding region: 64-915 (283 amino acids)
Source: RefSeq, a predicted model, not a curated record